AUGGCCAACUGGCGGUCUGUGCUAAGCCUUGACUAUGGCGGCAGCCUGGAGUAUGUGUUUGUGCUGGAGGACAAGACGGACCCGGCGUAUGCGGUGAUCACCACGCUCAUCCGGGAACUGCAGGGCCGCCGCCCCGUGCGCAUCCAGUCGGCUGGCUUUGCGGAGCACACGAGCCAGAAGGUACACAACCUGCUGGCCGGCAUCCGCCAGGCGUCGCCCGACUCGCAGUACGCUCUGUGCCUGGACGACGAUGUACUGCUGCACCCGGGCCUGCUGGCCUCGCUGGUGCGGGACAUGGAGGCGGAUGCGGGGUUGUUCAUGGCCACGGGCUACCCGUUUGACGUGCCGGCGGAGGACGCCUGCCUGCUGGCGUACGCCGCGCUGUCCUACCACCUCCCCCUCAUCGUCCCCUUCUCGGUCAAGGAGCGCACCCAGUUUGUGUGGGGCGGCUGCAUGCUGUUCCGCACCUCUGAGAUGCGGCACGACUCGCGAGGCAUACUGCGGGCCUGGGCGGAUGGCGGCUACUCGGAUGAUCUCACAGUGGCCAGCCAGUGCACCGAGCAGCAGCUGACCAUCUACUGCCCCGGCUACUCCAUCUUCCCGCAGUGGAUCGAGGGCGGCUACCCGCUGCGGCGGUGGUGGAACUACCUGCGGCGCCAGCUGUAUGUCAUGGACACCUAUAGCAACGAACACAACAGGCGCACCAACCAUAGCCUGGCCGCCCUGCACGCCUUUGCCUCCUGGGGCGUGGUGCUGCCAGCCACCACGGUUAUGCUUCGCCUGCUGCUGUGGGUACUGGCCAUCCUGCUGCUUCCCACGCAGCAGGUGUACGGCGGCCCUGACGGCAGCAGCUACCUCUGGCUGCGCCUCUUUGGCAUCGACCGGUGUCCCUGGUCUCUGGCCAGCCUGGCCUCCUUCUUCCUGAGCAUCGUCUACCUCAUGCUGGCGCUGCGGUGGAUGACAAGCACCGUGCUGGACCUGUUUUGCGCGCUGAACCCCAAACUCAAGCGCCACCAGCUGGACACCUUCAGCUGGCCCAAGCUGUGGCUCGGAUUUUAUUUGAACAAUGCAGUGAUCCCCGUGUGCAUCGCAUACACAUUCUUGACCAAGCACAUUGACUGGAGCGGCAUACGGUACUGGCGGCAGCACGGCAAGAUCAUCCGAGUGGUGCACAGCUACGAGCGGUCCUGA
Chlorella variabilis is the source of this 1191-nucleotide messenger RNA. RefSeq lists its product as hypothetical. Bases 1 to 1191 code for a protein of 396 amino acids. The record is from RefSeq and is a predicted model, not a curated record. Gene Ontology annotation, biological process: glucosylceramide biosynthetic process. Gene Ontology annotation, molecular function: ceramide glucosyltransferase activity. The transcript is spliced from 10 exons. Gene Ontology annotation, cellular component: membrane. Lineage: Eukaryota; Viridiplantae; Chlorophyta; Trebouxiophyceae; Chlorellales; Chlorellaceae.